This is a messenger RNA of Panicum virgatum (switchgrass), 1872 nucleotides long. RefSeq lists its product as uncharacterized. The record is from RefSeq and is a predicted model, not a curated record. The transcript has 2 exons. Lineage: Eukaryota; Viridiplantae; Streptophyta; Magnoliopsida; Poales; Poaceae. The coding region runs from base 1 to 1872 and encodes 623 amino acids.
AUGAACAGCGGGAGUGCGCCGGGGCCUGAUGGUUUUGGCCCAAGUUUCUACAAGGCGGCGUGGGGCACUGUGAAACCUCAGCUCAUGCAGUUCCUCUCUGCUUUCCAUCAGGGCACUGCACAGCUCGACCGCAUCAACCAAUCCUAUAUGGUCCUCCUACCAAAGAAACCUGGGGCUGCCACGGUCGACGCCUUCAGGCCAAUUUGUCUACAGAACUGCAGCAUCGAGAUUGCAGCCAAGUCGCUCACCACUCGAUUGCAAGCUGAGAUCACGAAGUUGAUUGAUCUUGACCAGACUGGCUUCCUCAAAGGGCGAUCGAUAUCUGAAAACUUCGUCUACGCCAUGGAGCUUGUCCAAGUAUGCCACGGCCGGAAAGCACCUGCUAUCAUUCUGAAGCUGGACUUUGCCAAGGCGUUCGACACCGUCAACUGGCAGGCUCUUGUGCACAUCAUGUAUGCCAGGGGCUUUAGCUCGCUCUGGUGCCGCUGGGUGACCGAUCUGCUUGCCUCCUCCAAGUCCGCUGUGCUAGUCAACGGGUGCCCAGGCCCCUGGAUUCAGUGCAAACGUGAGCUUCGCCAGGGUGAUCCAAUGUCGCCAUACCUGUUCCUCCUCGUGGCCGAUGUCCUGCAGACUCUGAUCAAGAAGGAUGGUGGGGUGCGGCAUCCAAUCCUCACUGAUGGCACCUGUGCUGUUCUCCAGUAUGCCGAUGAUACCCUGAUCGUCUGUCGAGGGGAAGUGGCAGAUGUGGCGCGCCUGCGGCUGCUGCUUGACCAAUUUGCCGAUGCAACCGGCCUCAAGAUCAACUAUUCAAAAAGCACGGCGGUUCCCAUGCACGUGCCGGCUCACAUUCUCCCUGAAUGUCUGUCCAUUCUUGGGUACAAAGAGGAAGGGUUCCCUCAGACAUACCUUGGUCUCCCUCUGUCCAACACCAAACUGAAGCUCUCUGCUUUCUCCCCCUUCAUCGCCAAAGCUGACAGAUACUUGGCCGGCUGGCAGGCAUCACUAACUACUCAAUCCGAUGGGGCGCACUGUUCUGAUCAAUUCUGUGCUGGACUCCCAGUUCGUUUACCUGAUGGAGCCAUCACCACGGUUGCACUGGGGGAUGGGUGCACCACCUCCUUCUGGUAUGAUGUCUGGGACGGGGAAGAUACUUUGGCCGAUCGGUUUCCCGCACUUCUCAGCCAUUGCCGGCAGGACAGUCAAACUGUGGCCCAAGUCCGCCACCUCGGCUUGCAAAACGUCCUCACGGCGAGGCUCUCCAACGUUGCUCGUGAGGAGCUCGAGCAAAUCACUGACCUUGUGGAAACCUGGACACCAACUGAGGCACCUGACCAACGCCUGAGCCCCUUUGCGGACGCCUCUGGGAAGCUGCACACGUCGGCUCUCUACAAAAUGCUGUGCUCCUCUCGCAACCCCAAGGAUCCUCUCGCCACCUUCGUCUGGUGCAACCGCGCGCCGCCGCGAGUGCAGUUCUUCGCAUGGUUACUUGCCCGGGAGCACCUCUUGAAGAAACAUGUGCUCACCAGUGCUACUUGUGAAGUUUGUGGGCGCUUGGAAGAGACGGCCGCGCACAUCAUGUUCGGCUGCGACUUUGCGGUGUCCUUCUGGGCAUCAAUUCGGGUUGUGCUGCCCACGCCGAUGACUCCAGAUAAGUUGCCCCUGCUGAAACCUCCUGGACACAUCCCCCGUAAACACUUCCGCGCCUUCCUGUUGCUAUGUUGUUGGCAACUGUGGAAGCGACGCAACAAUGCUGUCUUCAACCAACACCUCGACCACCUAGGUACUGUUUUGCGUACUGCUCGGGAAGAAGCACGCACCUGGGGCCAUCGCCUACCGCAGGGUGAUCUAGCUGUUAGCUUUGUCCUGGUGUAA